This is a messenger RNA of Sphaerodactylus townsendi, 8402 nucleotides long. It is a transcript of the gene GRM2, whose product is annotated as glutamate metabotropic receptor 2. Gene Ontology annotation, cellular component: membrane. NCBI's taxonomy places the organism in Eukaryota, Metazoa, Chordata, Lepidosauria, Squamata, Sphaerodactylidae. The record is from RefSeq and is a predicted model, not a curated record. Gene Ontology annotation, biological process: regulation of synaptic transmission, glutamatergic; G protein-coupled glutamate receptor signaling pathway. The transcript is spliced from 7 exons. Gene Ontology annotation, molecular function: group II metabotropic glutamate receptor activity. Bases 356 to 2998 code for a protein of 880 amino acids.
CAAGGAGCAGGCAUCCAGUCCUCCAGGAACAAGAAAGUCACAGGAUCUUUGGCUGGCUCGCCUGGGAAACCUCAAAAGAAGCCAGGAUUGGAGAGAGGCGGUUUCCUAUCGCCUAACAGGUGCCUCAGCUUUGCAAGGUGCUGUAAAUUUAAGUGCAGCCACCAUUCAUAUCAAUGACUGCUUUCACUUGGAUACAUCAGAGAAUGAACAUUCCUCAGGCAUCCACGAAGCCAAAGCUGUUAUUUCCACAAGGUGCCAACUAGAACUGUCUCUCUGGCUCAAGAGCCCACAGCAAAUGGUAGGCCAACAGAGACCUUUGCUCUGACAAGGGUGAGCCGGUGGUUCAGAGAAUCUUAUGUUGCCCCCUUUAGGCAACACCAUGGCAUUCUCUGCCACCAUAUGGAUUCUGCUGUUUUACCCUGUAGCCUGCCUCACAAACAGCCAGAAUCCCAACUACAAUGUGGCAGCCAAGAAGGAGAUCAGCUUGGAAGGUGACCUGGUUAUUGGGGGCCUCUUUCCAGUUCAUGAGAAAGGUAACCCCACAGAGGAGUGCGGCAAGAUCAAUGAACAUCGUGGCAUCCAACGUCUCGAGGCUAUGCUGUUUGCCCUAGAUGAGAUCAACAAAGACCAACGCCUUCUUCCAGGCAUCACACUGGGGGCCCACAUCCUAGACACCUGUUCCAAGGACACCUAUGCCCUAGAACAGUCGCUAGAUUUCGUCCGUGCCUCCCUCACCAGAGUGGAUGGCUCUGAACACAUCUGUCCCGACGGAUCCUACGCCAUCCAUGAUGAUGUACCCACGGCUAUCACAGGGGUUAUUGGGGGCUCCUACAGUGAUGUCUCCAUUCAGGUGGCUAACCUCUUGCGGCUAUUCCAGAUCCCCCAGAUCAGCUAUGCCUCCACCAGUGCCAAACUCAGUGACAAAUCUCGCUACGAUUACUUCGCUCGCACGGUACCCCCAGACUUCUUCCAGGCCAAGGCUAUGUCUGAGAUCCUACGCUUCUUCAACUGGACCUAUGUUUCCACAGUAGCCUCAGAAGGUGACUACGGUGAAACAGGCAUUGAAGCUUUUGAGCAACAAGCUCGAGCCCGCAACAUUUGCAUUGCCACCUCAGAGAAAGUGGGACGCUCCAUGCACAAGAACACUUUUGAUGGAGUGAUCAAGGCGCUGCUGCAGAAGCCCAGUGCUAGGGUGGUGGUAUUGUUCACCCGAAGUGAAGAUGCGCGGGAGCUGUUGGCAGCUGCCCAUAGGAUCAAUGUGUCCUUUACAUGGGUGGCUAGUGAUGGCUGGGGUGCCCUGGAGAGUGUGGUGGCUGGGAGCGAGUCCAUAGCUGAAGGAGCAAUCACUAUUGAACUGGCAUCCUACCCAGUACAGGAAUUUGCUGUGUACUUUCGGAACCUUGACCCUUACAACAACAGUAGGAAUCCCUGGUUCCGGGAGUUCUGGGAACAUAAAUUCCAAUGCAGCUUUCACAACCAAAACUGCAGUCACCAUUCCCUGAAGACCAGCAAAUUUGAGCAGGAAUCCAAGAUCAUGUUUGUAGUCAAUGCAGUCUAUGCUAUGGCCCAUGCUCUUCAUAACAUGUACCAGGCACUAUGUCCUAAUGCCACCAAGCUCUGUGAUUCCAUGAAGCCAGUGAAUGGCAAAAAGUUCUACAAGGAAUUCAUGCUCAAUGUUACAUUUGAUGCUCCAUUCCGACCACCAUUAGACACCAAAAGCACUGUUCGAUUUGACCACUGCGGGGACGGGAUUGGCCGUUACAACAUCUUCAACUACCACAAAGUUAAUGGGAGGUAUCGCUAUCAGAAAGUGGGUUACUGGGCAGAAGGGCUCACCCUAAACACCUCCCUCAUCCCAUGGGUAAAGACCUCAAUUCCUGUUUCCCAGUGCAGUGACCCCUGCAAGAAGAAUGAAAUGAAGAGCAUGCAACCAGGGGACAUGUGCUGCUGGAUAUGCAUUCCUUGCCAGCCUUAUGAAUAUCUUCUGGAUGAAUUAUCUUGCAGGGACUGUGGUCUUGGGUACUGGCCUAAUGAGACAUUAAAUGGAUGUUAUGAGCUACCCCAAGAAUACAUCCGCUGGAAAGAUGUCUGGGCUAUUGGACCAGUCACCAUUUCUUGCCUAGGUUUCAUCUCCACACUGUUUGUUUUUGGGGUCUUUGUUAAAAAUAAUGACACUCCCAUUGUGAAAGCCUCUGGUCGUGAACUUUGCUACAUCCUUCUCUCGGGAGUGUUAAUGUGCUACAGCAUGACGUUCAUCUUCAUUGCCAAGCCCUCCACUGUGGUCUGCACCUUGCGGCGGUUGGGCCUCGGUACCUCUUUUGCUGUCUGCUACUCUGCUCUGUUGACCAAGACAAACCGCAUUGCUCGGAUCUUCAGUGGGGUGAAGGAGGGUGUGCAGCGCCCACGGUUUAUAAGUCCCACAUCACAAGUGGUUAUCUGCCUGGCUCUUAUUUCCUGCCAGUUAAUCAUUGUCAUCAUUUGGCUAAUGGUGGAAACUCCAGGAACACGGAAGGAGACAGAAUCUGACAAAAGGUACAUUGUCAUCCUCAGGUGCAACAACCGAGACUCAAGUAUGCUAAUUUCACUCACCUACAAUGUCCUCUUGAUCGUCUUGUGUACAGUCUAUGCCUUCAAAACCAGGAAAUGUCCUGAAAAUUUUAAUGAGGCUAAGUUCAUUGGGUUCACCAUGUAUACCACAUGUAUCAUCUGGUUGGCAUUCUUGCCCAUCUUCUACGUCACUUCCAGUGAUUACCGGGUCCAGACUACCACUAUGUGCAUCUCAGUGAGUCUGAGCGGCACUGUGGUCCUUGGCUGCCUCUUUACUCCCAAGCUUCAUAUCAUCCUCUUCCAGCCCCAGAAGAACGUAGUCAGUCAUCGGGUCUCCACCAAUCGUUUCAGUGUGACUGCUGCAAGCUCAUCACAUGGAUCUUCUUCUCAGUAUGUCCCAACAGUGUGCAAUGGCCGUGAAGUGGUGGACUCCACAACAUCCUCCCUGUGAAUGUCCUGUGUUUUCUGCCACACCUGUAUUAAAGCUGCUGAUUUAUUAUGGAUGUGUUGCUCCAUGAAGGCCCAUCAGGAUUUCUGAGAACGAGGACAAGGUAUCAUAGAUGCUGCUGGACUUCAGUGGAAAUCUCCGUGCUUAAAAGCUGAAAAUGGUGCUGAACAUUUUGGUACAAACUCACGUUGUCCAUUGCUGUUAAUAAUGCUGCCGCCAGUUAUUGUCUGGUAUAAGCAACUAUACUAAGCUGUGUAGCCUACAUGCCAACUGCACUAUAAUUUCCAAUUUGGGGGCCUAAACUCAGUGUCAUUUUUGAAAUGUUACUCAGCCUCAUUGUGUUGUCAAUCAAAUUCACUUCUAUCCUUUUGAAACAAGGAGGGCAAGAUUUCCAAUUAACAGUCCCCAGAAGAUUGUCAUAAGGGAAACAGUAGGAAGUGAUAAAUAGGACUUUGGCUGGAGUAAGACAAACAAGAUGAGCACAGCUUACGAGAGGCAGAGACCAGCUGUGGGGCAGAAGUGAGGAAUGAAUGCUAACCCACAAAACCAGAGGUGGGAUCUCACUACUUCUCUAGAAGUGGUUACUAAUUUUGUCUGAGUGCCGAGAAGGGGUUACUAAAGCAACCUCCCUGCCCAAUAGGGACUGGAGGUGCACUUGUGCGGCGGCGCCACUGUUUGAAUCCCAUCACCAUCGGAACCUGUUAUUAAAAUUUUUGGAUCCCACCACUGCACAAAACCCCUGCAAUAAAAUAUUUUUUCCACUAUAUUAACAGCACAGGAAAGGGUCCUGUGUGUGCCCAUUCUUAGAUCAUGAAAGUUAAGAAUGAGGGAGAAGUUCUUUUCAAGGCCAUGUCUAGAUUUUUGAGGAUCUUUGGGGAUCUUUGGACUUCUUGGCAUAGGAGAGCCCUAUAAACCCAUGAAAGUUGGAAAGUAGCUAUCUGGCCAGUGAGCAUUGUCCCUGAGCUCCCUGCACCAUCACAGGGAAAGUCUGUGCACCAUUCUUUUCCAAGAACUUGGUAAAGUUUAGAGGCAAUACUUAGGAUUACUGACCUGGUUUGGCCUUGUGGUGUCACAGCCUCAGGGUGUGUGUGUGGGGGAGGGGGGAGUGGAGUUCUCCCAGUAUUACAACUGAUCUCCAGAUGAUAAAAACCUUUCUAAUUGGGAAAAAAUGGCAGUUUUGGAAGGUGGACUAUAGGACAUCACAUCCCUCAUGAGUUGCUUCUCCUCCUGAAAUUUUGCUCUCAAAUCUCUAGAACUCCCCCAAUUGAGAGCUGGUAGCUCUAACUGUGCAAGAUCCAAAAAGCUAGUUGGGUGGACCCCAUUGACAGUUGGCAGAUCUUGAGCUGUUCAAUCUCAACAACCCCUGGAACCACCAUGGGUGCCCUUAUUUUACUUCUUUCCAAGGUUUAAAGAAGCCCAGUGUCUUGAAUAUCACAAAUAUUCCGUUACAGGUGGAAAUAGUGGUGCAUGCCCUUGUUUGCUGGAGGGUUGCAAAGCUUGGGUAAUAAUUCGGAUGAAACUGUUUUUAAUAGAGCUCUUUCAUACAUGGAUGUUCUUGUUAAACACCUUUCUUUGAUUCUGAUGCCUGAUAAUCACUCUGAAGGAAUCUUCUCUUUGUGAAUGGUUUAACACCUGUGUCUUAGCAGAUGAGAAUAAUCAACCUCCCAUAUACAUCUCAUGGAAAUAGGCACACCAUGAUUGCUAUUGCGGUAACUCUAACUGCCUGAUCCAGAGAGGGGGAGCACCAUGGCAUCUGGGGAUGGUGCAACGGAAGCAGUGUUGUACUGUCUCCAAAGAGGCUUCAGCAGUGCAAGAGACAUACACCAACACACACACGCCUCCCCCCCCCCCAAAAAAAACUCGGUCACUCUAAAAAAUCUCAUUGGGAAAAAUGACUUCUACCACAAUUUCCUGUGGCAUAAGUCUGCAGCCAGCGAGGAGACAUUGCUGAUGGGCUGAGACUCCAGCUGACUUAAGUGGGCACCACCCCCAGGAACACCACCCUCAGGCCUGUCCCCGGCUGCAGCUGUAUGCUCAGCCAUGCUGGUGUAGUUCCCGGGCAGCAGACACUUCCAUGUUUGGGUGCCAGUGCCUGCACCCCAGCAUGUUUGUUUUCUCCACUGGCGAAGGGUGGGCAAGCACACUGGUGCAGGCCUGCACUACCUCUGGAUUGGGCAGUAAACCAUCAAAUAUGUUCAGAAAAAAGCACAGCAGAUACGGUUAUGAAGGAGAAUACUUCAAGGCCUUAGUUAUUCAUGAUAAAAGAAAGCUAAAACCAGUGUUAGAAGCACAAUUUUACUGCUAUAAAGCAGUUCAGUAAUAAAACAAUUCUGUAUAGUUUUGCUAUGUGGCUUCUAAAACCAGUACCAAGCAUGACGCUUAGGGAACAAUACUUUUUCCCAGCAUGCAGACAGCCACCUCUUGCCUCUGAAUGAAUAAUUCUCCUCCCCGCUUUUGGAGAGGGAAGGUGGAGCUACCUCACAAUCCCUAGAAGACCAUUGUUUCCAGAGGCAGGAUUUUUUGAGGGAGGGGUCCCAGUUGAUGCUCAUGAACCCAAGAUGCAUUGCAAAACUUACUCAGAGGCUGAUCCAUCAUGCCCACCUCUCCAAGAUGGUUGCCAGCCUGAACUUCCUUCUGAGAGCUGUCAACAAAAUGGCAACCACAGUAUUAAAUGGUGACUUGGGUGUGUCUAAAAAGUGUUUACAAAUUGCAGUAUUUUCUAUGUAAUCAUAUAAGUGUUUGAAACUGACAAUGUAUUAUAAUGUGUUGUGGAAGGUUUUUUGUUUGUUUAAAGGCAAGACUUAAUGAAUACCAUUAAAAUAUUGUGUCAGUGCCACUUUUUUUUUGCAGUAGACCUGUGGGCUGUAUUAGAUUUUUAUCACAAGUUAGAGGUUAUUUGAGGCAUCUACCAUAUAAUAUGCAUCUGCCUCACAUGCAUCAUCCAUAUUGAAUACAUAUGUGAAACGGUGCAGGUGCCUCCUUGCCUGGGCACAGCAUGUAGCAGCAUGUUGAAGACAGCCAAUCCUUCCCUACCCUGAAACAAGUAUCUGCAUUGUUUCAGAGGGCAGCCUGCUGGUCUGAGUCCAGUUGUGCCUUAAAGACCAACAUUUUGGGGGAAUGAGUCUUCCAGAGUCAAAGCAUCUGAUGAAGGGAGCGUUGACUUGCAAAAGCUCCUACUCCAAAAAUCUUGGUGGUUCAAAGGUGUUACUGGACUUGAAUUUAGGUAUACCCCAUUACUAUAGCAUCCAUGCUUUUUUAAAAAAAAAAUCCCAGUGGUGGUAUUCAAAUAAUUUAACAACUGAUUGUUUACAAGCACCAUUUUAACAACUGGUUCUGCCGAAGUGGUACGAACCUGCUGAAUCCCACCGCUGCCCCCGCCUUUAAGAUGAGGAUUUUGCACACAAAUUCAGCACUAUAAGCUUGAUAUGACAAGACAUUUAAGGACACAGAAACAGACAGAAUUAAAUUUUAGGACAUAAAACUUUUCCUAAUGGAAAAUGCAGCCCAACACUCAGGAGAAAGGAAACAGAAUGAACAGCUAGGCAUCCCCAAUGUCCCCUAGUCCCAGGAUAAAUUUCAGUUUUGAAACAUUCAGAUUAAUAUCUGAGUAGCAUUUAGGCUACUGUGGACUAAAUACUGUUUGAAUAUCAGUAAGGUAACUGGGUGUAUUACUGUGUCUUGGGGCAACAGCUUGCAAAUCAAGGUGCCUCUGCCAAUUUCUUAACUGCUGAUCUGGUACUUAGCAUUAGUACCCUCUUCUAAUAUGGCCCCUUCUUGUUAUCUUGAAGCACAGAAAUUCAUUUCUACUUAAUACACUCAUUAUCACUUCCUGCAUUCUCAUAAUGUACAUAAUAAUGCUGAAGGGGCCUGUAACAAACUACUGAUGUCAGGGGAGUCUUUUAAGUGACUGAGGAAGACUCUCAGCAAGCAUGCACUAUUAGUUACCUUGACAAAAAAAAUUACUGUAAAUGUUCAGUAAUAUUUAUGACAGGCAGUGUGGUGCAGUGGCUAAGGUGUUGGACUAGAACCAGAAUCUUCUCUCGUGCUAUGGAAACUUACUGGGUGACUUUGGGUCAGUCACACACACUCAGCCCCGACUUUGGCUAGUAUUUGGAAGGGAGACCUCCCAGGAGGCAGGCAACGGCAAUCCACCUCCAGCUUGUCUGGGUUAUUCGGGCUGUUUGGUAAUAUUUAUAUUAUCUAAAUUAGUAAUAUUUACAGUUCAAUAGAAUGUAGAAUUGUUGGGCCACACACAAAAUCUAACUCCAGAGCCUUUAACAGCAGGCUGCCAGGUACAACUUUAAUCCAUUAAGCUUUUUCCACACUUCUGGUUGUGCCAAGAAAAGUUUAAUCUUUUACUUUUACAACAUUGUUGUUACAAAGACUUCAAGGGGGGCCAGUAAACCCAAGUUCUAAAUCCAGACCUGAACAGAGCCAAUCCAGCUCUUGUCACUAUUCGCUAUAAGACAGAUAUGAAUGCCUUACACCAGGUACAAGAAAGGAUUACAACUUAUGUCCCCUGAUGGAAGUGUGAUCCACCUUAGCUCGGUUGCAGUUAAAAGGAGGAGACUAUUAUUUAGCCUGCAACUUUUUUUUAAGAGCAGCACAUGUUAAAAUCAGAACUUCUGUUUACAAUUACAGCUGUUCUACCUCCAAACCACCCAAUCCAGAGGCUAGCCCUGGACUUUUUCUUCUAAAUGUCACAAUUUCCAGUCCUCCGAGAAACCCUGAAAAAAGAUUUGUCAAGAUAUUUCUAGUCUGUUCUCUGAGAUAUGAGACAGCAGGGUGAAUUGCAGGGGUGGGUGGGUUGUGUAUGUGUGUUAGUGUAUUAGUAGGAAUGUACUUCAAAACAUGAAUUGUAGAUCAACCAUAUUAGAAAAUCAGAAAAGUAUUUAGAGCUUUGUUGCACAACUGAAAUAUGACUGUUGUAGUUCCUCAUAGGAAAGGACAUAUGGGGUACAGAAAAGUUCUUCCUAAUUCAUUUUUUGUGAGCACAUUUUUGCCAGACUAAGCUCUUAGACUGCCUAUCACACUUUGUGUAAAAAUGACUACUUAACCAUUCAGGGUUUCUUUGGCUCCUACAAUGGCAACAUUGCCAGCAACCGUGUAAAAACAUGAAAGAUUUUUUUGGGACCAAAUGAAAGAGAGGUCUAACUAUUGUAUCUUUUGGUAUUUUAAAAUUUUAUGAAGUACUUACAGAGCAAGGGAAUUGGGUGGGAAUGGGUGGGGCAAGGGGUGGGGGGGAAAGACUGCUGCUACAAAAAAUAAUGGCUCCAAAACAGAAUGUGAAUUUUGUUUGAACUAAAAAGUGUUAUUGUGAUACAUGUUAUUUUAAAAGAGUGAUUUUUUUCUGUGAACAAGUUUGUGAUUUUUUUGUAAUUCAUAUAAAUAAAGUGCUUUUUUAUUA